AAACAUACUGAAACACGCAUGAAAAGAAGAGACAAACAGAAAGGGAGCCGUUUCAAAGAAAUAUCUGACUCUACUGUUAUGUGAAAAUAACAGAAUUCGGGCGCGAAAACCUAACCUUUUAUUCUGACAAAGUGACAGUAUCAACGAUUUACAAAGAAUCAAGCCUGCAUGAAAUGGAUGUUGACCCUGGGAAUCUUGUAAAGGAAAAUCAGAAGUCUUCUUUAACAACAGAGGGUGGUGGAACAAGCAAGAUUACAAGUUCUCCAAGACCAUUUUUUAACAGAGUGAAAAGUCCUUUGUUGAUUUCUGUCAACAAAACAUUGAAAAUGGCUUCCAUUUCUCCAAAAAAGCUGAGUGAAGAGUUCAGAAUUGCUGAUAAAGAAAAUGUGUCUUUGAAUAUUAAUCGGCCAGAAGUGAAUGGAUCUGAUAAAAUAAGGCAUAGAAGUGAAGAGGAUGAAGGAGGCAAUCCUUCAAAAAGGCAGAGAGUUUUAAUAGAUCAGGAUACUAAUUCAUUUAACAAAAGCUCUGAAAAAGAUUUCAACAAAGUAUGUACACCAAAUAAGAAAGUAGGUAAAGUCACACAGGAAGAAAUAGAUCGUAUUCUUGAUGAAGCGUCUGAUGCAGAUAUAAGUUGUGUGUCAAAUAAUAGAGAUUUAUGUGAAAGUGAUACUGAAGUAGAAAUGGGAGAAGGUAAAGGAAGCAGAGACAGAGAAACAGAAGAUAAAAUGUUAAUGAGCAACAAAAAUAAAAAUUUGAAGGGUGGAAAAACCAACAUUAAGAAAAGGAAGAAAGAUUCUGACAGUGACAGUGAGAUGGAUGAGCCUCUGUCAAAGACUAAGGGUAAGACCAACAUUAAGAAAGUAAAGGAAGAUCCUGAUGAUAGUGACAGUGAGAUGGAUGAACCUUUGUCAAAGACUAACGGUAAGACCAACAUUAAGAAAGUAAAGAAAGAUUCUGAUGACAGUGACAGUGAGAUGGAUGAACCUUUGUCAAAGACUAAGGGUAAGACCAACACUAAGAAAGGAAAGAAAGAUCCUGAUGACAGUGACAGUGAGAUGGAUGAACCUCUGUCAAAGACUAAGGGUAAGACCAACAUUAAGAAAGGAAAGGAAGAUCCUGAUGACAGUGACAGUGAGAUGGAUGAACCUCUGUCAAAGACUAAGGGUAAGACCAACAUUAAGAAAGGAAAGGAAGAUUCCUAAUGACAUUGACAGUGAGAUGGAUGAACCUCUGU
Molecule: messenger RNA, 1234 nt
Organism: Macrobrachium nipponense
Lineage: Eukaryota; Metazoa; Arthropoda; Malacostraca; Decapoda; Palaemonidae
Exons: 4
Coding region: 174-1202 (342 amino acids)
Source: RefSeq, a predicted model, not a curated record